Messenger RNA from Peromyscus californicus insignis, 5383 nucleotides. It is a transcript of the gene Dclk2, whose product is annotated as doublecortin like kinase 2. NCBI's taxonomy places the organism in Eukaryota, Metazoa, Chordata, Mammalia, Rodentia, Cricetidae. The transcript has 17 exons. The record is from RefSeq and is a predicted model, not a curated record. Gene Ontology annotation, biological process: protein phosphorylation; intracellular signal transduction. Gene Ontology annotation, molecular function: ATP binding; protein kinase activity. The coding region runs from base 415 to 2550 and encodes 711 amino acids.
CCCCUUCCCCCUCCCCCGCUCCGCUUCCUUCCUCCGUUCCGCGCGGGCCGGACGCGAACCGGGGGCCGGCCUCGGGGCCGUUCAACUUGGCGGCUCCGGGCCCGCUGCCCGCGCGCUAGUUGUGAGGCGUGGCCGGGCGCAGGAGGCGCUUGGGGGGCGUGGGACUCCCCAGCUGGCGGCGGCGGCGGCGACCGAGAGGGCGCGCGGGACAAUGAGCUGGGCAGCUGCGCGCGGCGGCCGCCUUUAGCGGGCUGAGCGGGCCCACCUGCCAGCCGGACGGCCCGAAUGGCCGAGCCAGGUGUCCCGCGGCUGUAAGGCCGGAGCGCCCAGAUCGCGGCGCGCGGCGCGCCCGGGGCGCCGGGGACGGCCCUUUAUUAAUUCAUCCAUUUGUGGCGAGCUCUCUGAGCAGCCGCGAUGGCCAGCACCAGGAGCAUUGAGCUGGAGCAUUUUGAAGAACGGGACAAAAGGCCGCGGCCGGGGUCGCGGAGAGGGGCUCCCAGCUCCUCCGGGGGCAGCGGCAUCUCCGGCCCCAAGGGCAACGGGCUCAUCCCCAGCCCGGCGCACAGUGCUCACUGCAGCUUCUACCGCACGCGGACCUUGCAGGCCCUCAGCUCGGAGAAGAAGGCCAAGAAGGCGCGCUUCUACCGGAAUGGGGACCGCUACUUCAAAGGCCUGGUCUUUGCCAUCUCCAGCGACCGCUUCCGUUCCUUCGACGCGCUCCUCAUGGAGCUCACCCGCUCGCUGUCAGACAAUGUGAACCUGCCCCAGGGCGUCCGCACAAUCUACACCAUAGACGGCAGCCGGAAGGUCACCAGCCUGGACGAGCUGCUGGAAGGUGAGAGUUACGUGUGUGCCUCCAAUGAACCAUUUCGUAAAGUUGAUUACACCAAAAACGUUAAUCCGAACUGGUCUGUGAACAUCAAGGGUGGUACCACCCGAGCCUUGGCCGUGGCCUCUGUGAAAAGUGAGGUGAAAGAAAGCAAGGAUUUCAUCAAACCCAAGUUAGUGACUGUGAUUCGAAGUGGAGUGAAGCCUAGGAAGGCUGUGCGGAUCCUUCUGAAUAAAAAGACUGCCCAUUCCUUUGAGCAGGUCCUAACGGAUAUCACCGAAGCCAUUAAACUAGACUCGGGCGUGGUCAAGAGGCUGUGCACCCUGGAUGGAAAGCAGGUUACUUGUCUGCAAGACUUUUUUGGUGAUGAUGAUGUUUUUAUUGCAUGUGGACCUGAAAAAUAUCGUUAUGCCCAAGAUGACUUUGUCCUGGAUCAUAGCGAAUGCCGGGUACUGAAGUCAUCUUAUUCUCGAGCCUCGGCUGCUAAGUAUUCUGGAUCCAAAAGCCCAGGGCCCUCCCGCCGCAGCAAGUCCCCAGCCUCAGUAAAGAGGGCUGGCCACACCAGUGCCUGUUCUUCAGCCAAAUCCCCAGUGAACGGAACUCCCAGCAGCCAGCUCUCCACUCCUAAGUCCACGAAGUCCUCUAGCUCCUCUCCAACCAGCCCGGGAAGUUUCAGAGGAUUGAAGCAGAUUUCUGCUCCAGGCAGAUCUUCUUCCAAUGUGAACGGUGGACCUGAACUUGACCGUUGCCUGAGUCCUGAAGGUGUAAAUGGGAACAGGUGCUCUGAGUCAUUCACCCUUCUGGAGAAAUACAGAAUCGGGAAGGUCAUCGGAGAUGGCAACUUCGCGGUAGUUAAAGAGUGUGUGGACAGGUCUACUGGAAAGGAGUUUGCAUUAAAGAUUAUAGACAAAGCCAAGUGCUGUGGAAAGGAACAUCUGAUCGAGAAUGAAGUGUCAAUACUGCGCCGAGUGAAGCACCCCAACAUCAUCAUGCUGGUCGAGGAGAUGGAGACGGCGACUGAGCUCUUCCUAGUGAUGGAGCUGGUCAAAGGUGGAGAUCUCUUUGAUGCAAUUACUUCUUCAACCAAGUACACGGAGAGAGAUGGGAGUGCCAUGGUGUACAACCUAGCCAACGCCCUCAGAUAUCUGCAUGGCCUCAGCAUUGUACACAGAGAUAUCAAGCCCGAGAAUCUUCUGGUGUGUGAAUAUCCGGAUGGAACCAAGUCUUUGAAACUGGGAGACUUCGGGCUGGCAACAGUGGUUGAAGGCCCUUUGUACACCGUCUGCGGCACCCCGACUUAUGUGGCACCAGAAAUCAUUGCUGAAACAGGUUAUGGCCUGAAGGUGGAUGUUUGGGCAGCUGGCGUGAUUACAUACAUCCUUCUCUGUGGAUUCCCCCCAUUCCGGAGUGAGAACAAUCUCCAGGAAGAUCUCUUUGACCAGAUCUUGGCUGGGAAGCUGGAGUUUCCAGCCCCCUACUGGGACAACAUUACAGAUUCUGCCAAGGAAUUAAUCAGUCAAAUGCUUCAGGUAAACGUUGAAGCUCGCUGUACUGCGGGGGAGAUUCUGAGUCACCCCUGGGUGUCCGAUGACGCAUCCCAGGAGAAUAAUAUGCAGGCUGAGGUUACAGGUAAACUAAAACGGCACUUUAAUAAUGCGCUCCCCAAACAGAACAGCACCGCCACAGGGGUCUCCGUUAUCAUGUUUGAUUUGACAGUUUGAGAGACACCUCACAGAGAGAGUCCCGCUCUUUCCCCAGUUGAGACAUGGGAAAUCCCGAAGCAGACCCUGGUAUUCAACAUACUGUAUUCGUGGGAGCCCCCCCUAAUUCUCAGCCCCUCUUCCAACUGCAUGCUUGUCUCAGACUUCUGACCCUCGGCUUCCUACUGGUAUGGGUCCUCUGAACCACUGACCUCCUUCUGGCCAGCCCAGCACAGCCCAGCACAGCCCAGCACAGCACGCCUUUGGGGAGCUUCGUGUCAGACUUCUCAGCUUGUCAGCCUUUGCUUUCCUGCUCAGAGCGGGCUUCCAGCCGUCCUGUGCCCUGCUCCUGUUCACAUAGUGACAGUCCUGUGCCCUGCUCCUGUUCACAUAGUGACAGUCCUGUGCCCUGCUCCUGUUCACAUAGUGACAGUCCUGUGCCCUGCUCCUGUUCACAUAGGUGACAGUCCUGUGCCCUGCUCCUGUUUAUAUAGGUGACAGUCCUGUGCCCUGCUCCUGUUUAUAUAGGUGACAGUCCUGUGCCCUGCUCCUGUUCACAUAGGUGACAGUCCUGUGCCCUGCUCCUGUUUAUAUAGGUGACAGUCCCGUGCCCUGCUCCUGUUUAUAUAGGUGACAGUCCCGUGCCCUGCUCCUGUUUAUAUAGGUGACAGUCCCGUGCCCUGCUCCUGUUUAUAUAGGUGACAGUCCCGUGCCCUGCUCCUGUUUAUAUAGGUGACAGUCCCGUGCCCUGCUCCUGUUUAUAUAGGUGACAGUCCCGUGCCCUGCUCCUGUUUAUAUAGGUGACAGUCCCGUGCCCUGCUCCUGUUUAUAUAGGUGACAGUCCUGUGCCCUGCUCCUGUUUAUAUAGGUGACAGUCCUGUGCCCUGCUCUUGUUUAUAUAGGUGACAGUCCUGUGCCUGCUCCUGUUUAUAUAGGUGACAGUCCUGUGCCUGCUCCCAUUUACAUAGGUCAAGGGCAUCUUUCUGGAAAUGACAGCAGGAGAUGCAUGUCUUUGUGAGGUUUUUGUGCUUUGUCAAGAGCUGCUGCGUUUAUCAGUAAGACACCGUGUGCCAGCCGGCCUCUAGGAAAGGGACGUGAUCACAUUGGAGAGAGUUUCAGAGAGGCCGACGGCUCUGUGCCACGCUCUGCCUCUCCCCGACAGUCCUCAGCAUGCAGAUGAAGGAGAGUGUAUUUGGGAGGUGGCUGCUUUGUCCCAGUGAGGCACAAAGCCUCAGCGACCAGAGGGGCCAUCUUGUGGCAGAGAAGGGAAAGACAAGGCACCUCCUUCCCUGGUCUUGCAGAGGAGGAAUGUCGCCAGAUGUACAUUCUCUCCACCCCAGGGGGCGCUCUGCUGACUUGUAGGGGGUGAUGGUGGUGAUUCGGGGUUACUGUUUGGAUCGUGUUGCUUCUGUUGAAAGUAAGUCUGGUUUCUGUCCCUGCUUCUCUCCCUUCCUGCCUCUCUGCUGCUGCAUUGCUUCCCCUGACUAGGUCCAAGGCCAUGGUAUGUACUAACUGCACGGCCAGCUUCCGUCUGCGCGCACGCUCCUGUUCCUGUGGCCAGAAGAGAAGAGGGGAAAGAGCUAGGGGGUGUGGCUUGCUUCUACCCUGGAGAAAGUUCAGGAUAGAAGCAAGUGCUGCCUGCCUUGUGGGUGUGUGGGUGUGUGGGUGUGGAGGGGAGGCUCAGGAGGGCAGAGUGGCCGGCCUGGUCCCAGCAGCUCAGGAGCUAAGUUUCAGGCCAGGCUUUACCCACUCACCCAGUUAGCUGCCGCUGUCCCCAGCUUGAGGUUGGCAGGAGCUGUGGGGAACGCAACCCACGCUGCCUGUCUUGAGAAGCCUCGAUACCUGUUCUCUCCUCCAUCCUUUUUUUUUAUUUUUAAAUCUGUGUUAUGGUACUGGAAGAAUCAAUGGGACACUCCCCUGCCUUGGGAGUUAGACUGCAGAAUGCCUCCCGGUCCGUUCAUCUUUGAGCUGAAGAUGGUACCCAAGACCCACUGUCUCCCCACCUUUAGGGAACCCAGUGAAGUGGCCGUUGCUGGCUCCCAGGGCACCCAGGCUCCAGUGAAGCAAAGGAGACUCCAUGCCUGGGGACCCCCAGCAAGGUUCAGAAGGAAGUGCUUCCUCCGAGGGCCUCUGUGCCCUUGAGGGGUUGAGUAGAUGAAUAAUGCAGGGGUCCAGCAGGUGCAGGCUCUCUCACAGGGAGAGGGGCAGGCAAAGAUACCGUGGAGAGUCCAUGUGGCUGCACCCCAGUGGAUUCCUGGGCAUAUUACAGAUGCCCUUCGGUUGUAAGGGCGUUGUUUAUUUCUGACAUGUAAGGGCCACCUAUCUGUGACAAGAGCUUCCUUUAGAUAACUCUACUAGUGUACUAGGGCAGCUGGCAGAGACUGGCCGUCGUCCAGCACUCUGGGUGUGGGUGUGGGCCAGACACUCAGAAUUCAGGUGCAGCUCACAGCAGGUUCACUCAGGCCGCCUUGUGCAGGCCAGCCACGUUUCCCGCCACUCCUCCCCAGCUCCCAGCACAGGCUGUGAUAAGGGCAGAGGCGAAGGGCAGCUGCUGGGAUGGGGUGGGGGCUGGGGGAGUGGGGCUCAGUUCCCUUUAGACGUCCGCUGGAGGUCUGGUGAAUUUCUCCUCUUCUGUUUCUGUGUCCUGUGCUUGCAUGCUGUGUCCUGCUUUCUGGUUCUGGGAGUGUGAUGGAGCCAGGCCUGGAUAAUGUGGUGUCUCUGCCGCUCUCUCCCCAGAACACGGCUCUAGAUAAAGAGGGGCAGAUUUUCUGCAGCAAGCACUGUCAAGACAGCAGCAAACCCGCCAGGGAGCGGACCUCGCCAGUCCCUCCCCCAGCCCGGGAGGCCCCUCCCC